AUGGAAAGCGACCCCGAGUUCUUGUCCCACUUGCAGCAACUGGGUUCCGAGUACAAACGGCUGAAGGAACAACGCGAGGAGGCUCAACGGCUAGCUGAAGCCCUGAAGGCCCAGAACAACCAGCUAGCUACAGCUAAUCAGGAACUGGCGAGGCAGCGCAAGGAGCUCUUGAUUGAAAACAAAACCAUUAUAGAAAAGCUGCAAGCGACGACUCACGAAAAGACGCUGUUGGAACAGCAACAUCAGGACCAGCAAAGCCAGCUCCAGACUGUGCAGAAGGAGCUGCAACAGCAACAGCAGGCAGCGGCGGCAGCAGCAGAAGCAGCCGCCGCCGAACGCGAAGCUAUUAACUUGAGGCUGAGUGAAGCUACUCAUAAAGCAACAGUAGCUGCAGCCGCUGCUGAAAAACAGCUAAAGGAUGUUCAGGAAGCCUCAGCAGCCUUCAAGGCAAAAGCAGAGGCGCAGCAGAAGCAGCUGACAGAAGCCAAUGCCAAACUUAACCUUGAGAAUAAGGAGCUUUCGGAACGCAGCAAGGAGCUCAAUGAGCGAAACCGAAACCUUCAGAAAAAAAGGCAGGAGCUUGCUGAGCAGGUAAAAGCCUUAGAGGCCAUGCAACGGCGCAGCAAUGAGGAGCAGCAACAGCUUCAGCAACAGCUUCAGCAGCAGCAGGAGGAACUACGCUCCGUCAAGCAAGCCAACAGGACGCUUCUAACAAAGAGCAAACAGCAGCAAGAGGAGAGGCAGGACGCUCUUAAGCAGCUGCGGCAGCAACUGCAAGAGCUGCAGCACCAGCAGCAGCAGCAGCAGGAACAGCUUGAGAAACGCACGCAAGAAAUAGCAGCAGCAGAGGCACAACUGCUUCAGCAGCAGCAGGCGGCAGCAGCUCAACAAGAGCUGCUGAAACAACAAAUCGAGCAGCAGCAACAGCAGUUGAGAGCCGCCGUAGCGGCGAAUACGAAAGCAUCAGAUGACCUCAACACUGAAAAGGCACGCGCAGCAGAAGACCGUAUGCACUUUGAGAUACAACUUCAGGACCUGCAACAGCUGCAGCAACAAACAGCGGCAGCAGCUGCUGCAGCAACAGAAGAACAGCAAGAGGCACUCAGGAGAGUUGAUGCUCUUUGCAGUGAACGACAAAGGGCAUACGAACAUCUGGGACCUCUUCUGCUGCCGGUACGGCACCGCAGCAGCCUCUGCAGCAGCAGUAGCAAGCGCAGCUGCAGCAACAACAGCAAGCGCGGCAGCAGCGACGGAGAGGACGACCCAGAAGAUCGAGACAGCGGCGCCUUAGUAGCAGCAGCAAAACGCGCUGCAGCAGCCUAUCUGCAAUUGCGGAGCGAGCACGAGAGGGUCUGCCAGGAAGCAGAGCUGCUACAGCAGGAGCUGCAACAGCAGCAGCAACAGCAGCACAGGCUACAACGAGAGAUUAGGAUGGCGGCGGAAGAGACUCAAGCGGCUAUCAGAGAGAAGAGAGAGCUGGCUGCUCACUAUGCCGCUCUUGCACAGGGGGUGCAGCAGCUGGCCCGCGACAGCGAAUCGUUCGGGGGUUGCGGUUUGCUGCAAGAGAGGAAGGAGCACGGCACUUCGCUUGUGCCCGUUAGAACCAACACUCCCCCAACCCCCCAGGCGCAUACAGCCCAAGAGUGGAAUUCUCUUUCCGCGAGGGCAUCAACCACUGACAGCUAUGCAGUCCCUUCACCGCACGCUCAAACCUAA
Eimeria acervulina is the source of this 1716-nucleotide messenger RNA. Its product is annotated as plectin, putative. The record is from RefSeq and is a predicted model, not a curated record. Bases 1 to 1716 code for a protein of 571 amino acids. The transcript is spliced from 4 exons. NCBI's taxonomy places the organism in Eukaryota, Apicomplexa, Conoidasida, Eucoccidiorida, Eimeriidae.